AUGGAGCCGGCGGAGCUCGACGUGCUGGGGCUGCGGGAGCAGCUGUUCCACGAGCGGGUCCGGGAGUGCCUGAUCUGCACGCUGCUCUUCGCCAGCCUCUACAUACUGUGCCACUUCAUCAUAACCCGCUUCAAGAAGCAUGCGGACUUCACCACAGUUGAGGAUGACGAGGAUGCUGCUGUCGACAGAAUUGCGCUGUCGAUGUGCACCUUCACGCUGGCCGUCUCGCUGGGCGCCGUCCUGCUGCUGCCCUUCUCCAUCCUCACCAACGAGGUGCUGCUGCUCUUCCCGCACAACUACUACAUCCAGUGGCUGAACGGCUCCCUGAUCCACGGCCUCUGGAAUCUGGUCUUCCUCUUCUCCAACCUCUCCCUGGUCUUCCUCAUGCCCUUCGCGUAUUUCUUCACCGAGGCUGAGGGCUUCGCGGGAUCCAAGAAGGGCAUCCUGGCCCGAGUCUACGAGACCUUCGUGGUGCUCCUGCUGCUGACCCUGCUGGUGCUGGGGAUGGUCUGGGUGGCGUCGGCCAUUGUGGACGAGGACGCGGGCAGCCGGGAAUCCCUCUAUGACCUGUGGGAAUACUACCUCCCCUACCUCUACUCCUGCAUCUCGCUCUUCGGGGUGCUGCUGCUGUUGUUGUGCACGCCCGUCGGCCUCUCCCGCAUGUUCACCGUCACCGGGAAGCUGCUGGUCAAGCCCCGGCUGCUGGAGGAUCUGGACGAACAGCUGAACUGCACAAGGUUCGAGGAAGCCGCCCUCUCCCGCAAGAUCUCUGCCAGCCCCACCUCCUGCUGGCUCAGCUUGAACGCGGCUCUGCUCCGGGAGCGGUUCCUGGCCAUCCAGAGCCGGAGACUGGCGCUGGAGCUGCGGCGUGGUGCUUCGCCCUGGCAGCGGAACCUGGGCUACCCCCUGGCCAUGCUGUGCCUCCUGGCGCUGACGGGCAUCGCCGUGCUCGUGGUCUGUUUCCAUACGCUGGAGCUGCUGCUGGAUGACGCUGCCAUGCCGCGGGGGAUCCAGGACACACCCCUGGGGCAGGCCUCCUUCUCCAUCUUUGGGUCCUUCGGUGCCGCCCUGCAGGUGGUUCUCAUCUUCUAUCUAAUGGUCUCCUCCGUCGUGGGGUUCUACAGCUCCCCCAUGUUCACCAGGCUCCUCCCUGCGAGGCAGGAUACCCCCAUGACCAAGAUCAUUGGGAACUGCGUGUCCUUGCUCGUGCUCAGCUCCGCGCUGCCCGUCUUCUCCAGGACACUGGGAAUCACGCGGUUUGACCUCCUGGGCGACUUCGGCAGAUUUAACUGGCUGGGGAAUUUCUACAUCGUUUUCCUCUACAACAUGCUCUUCGCCACCCUCACCACCCUGUGCCUGGUGAAGAAGUUUACAUGGGCCGUGCGGGCCGAGCUCAUCCGAGCCUUUGGUUUGCACAAGCUGCCCCUGCCUGUGACACGCACCCGCCAGCCCAGCAAACUCUGCUAG
Messenger RNA from Emys orbicularis (European pond turtle), 1467 nucleotides. It is a transcript of the gene LMBR1L, whose product is annotated as limb development membrane protein 1 like. Gene Ontology annotation, cellular component: plasma membrane. The transcript is spliced from 17 exons. NCBI's taxonomy places the organism in Eukaryota, Metazoa, Chordata, Testudines, Emydidae. The record is from RefSeq and is a predicted model, not a curated record. Gene Ontology annotation, biological process: signal transduction; receptor-mediated endocytosis. Gene Ontology annotation, molecular function: transmembrane signaling receptor activity. The coding region runs from base 1 to 1467 and encodes 488 amino acids.